UUUUCUAAACGCGUAUGAAAUUUGCUUUACCCACGCCCAUGUGAGCGUGCUUUUACGCUUGAUUCAUCUUCUUCUCUUUCUUCUUAUAUCCCUCCUUGUCCUCGACGUAACGUUUCUCCGUGCGGAGUCUGUUUUAUCAUAUCGCGAUCGCGAAUUAGGAGACUUUAUGACAGGUACACAUGUCGCUUCCGAUUUUCAUCCGCCUUCAACUCCAGAGAUGAACCUAGCAACGCGAAUUUUACGGUGUUAUUGCCAAAUCAUCUCGAUCGAGCUCCCAUCGAGCUGAGCUAUCGAACUGGGAGACCCGUGUCGAGUGUGUAGUGUGUACGUGAAGACGGUAAACUGCCAAGGGUGUUUAGACACAUUGCAUCCCGAUGAUGGCGAGUGUGCGCGAAUCUGCACGAAUAAUACCGCAGUGACAUGAUAGUGAUCGCGCGCUUCAUCGCGGUCCAACGAGGUUGACAGACUAGAUUACUCGCGGAUUACUCGCGCGCGUGUACGUGUUCACAUGACUCCCGCGUCUGCCUAAGAAACGCACGAGAAUGGGUGUUGGCCUAAAACCGCUCGAGUUUACGGAUUGCCUGACCGACAGCCCGUACUUCCGCGAGAAUCUCCACUAUCACGAGCGUGAAUUGGAAAAGACCAGCCAGCAGAUCAAGCGGCUCGUUAAAGAGGUCAAGGAUUUGUUGCUGGCCGCAAAAAAUUUGUCCAGGGCGCAGAGAGCCUUUUCCAAGACGUUGCAGAAUUUUAGCUUCGAAUGCAUCGGUGAGAGUCAAACCGAAGACGAGACUCAUAUAUCUCAAAGCUUGAAGGAAUUUGGCAAGCUUAUUGCGUCUAUAGAGGAUGAAAGAGAUCGUAUGUUGGAACGAGCGUAUGAUCAGAUCAUACUGCCUUUGGAAAAUUUUAGGAAGGAACAUAUUGGAGGAGUUAAGGAUGGCAAGAAGAAAUUCGAGAAGCAGACGAUCAAGUUUUGCCAAAGUCAGGAGCGUUACCUGAAUUUAUCUACUAAAAAACAAGAUAACGUUCUGCAAGAGGCUGACGCGACGCUGGAGAUGGCUGAACGACACUUCUCUCAAGCUAGCUUAGAAUACGUGUUUUUACUGCAAGAGGUUCAGGAACGGAAAAAAUUCGAAUUCGUGGAGACGUUGUUGGGAUUUAUGUUCGGCUGGUUGACGUUCUAUCAUCAAGGCCAUGAAGUUGCAAAAGAUUUUAAACCUUACAUGACAGAGCUGCAAUUAAAGAUUCAGAAGACUAGAGAGAAUUUCCUUGCUACCCGGGAUAAAACCGAGUCACUUAUGAAUAAAAUGAAGGACAUGAAGAAGUCUGCGGUAGAAAGUGGUCUCAACAAACUGCAUUCGCGCGAAGGGUAUCUAUUCUUAAUGGAGAAGAAAGCGUUUGGCACAACAUGGACGAAGCAGUACUGCACAUAUCAAAAGGACAAAAAGGAGUUCACUAUGAUCCCUUACAAUCAGCUCACGGGGAAAUUUAGCAGCAAGGAAACCUUCACGCUUGCCACCUGCAUACGACGAACAUCGGACAGCAUUGAAAAGAGAUUUUGCUUCGACGUCACAGCUGUCGAUAAGUCUUUCCAUCGUUUUUCCAGACCUAACGUAACGUACACAUUCCAAGCGCUUUCCGAGGAGGAUCGAAAGUUGUGGAUGGACGCCAUGGACGGGAAGGAACCUAUCUGUCGAUUGGGCUCUUCCGCGAAGUCUGAAGACGCAACGUUGGAUGAGACCGGUUUUACAUUUGUGACCAAGUGCAUCGUCGCGCUCGAAGAUAGAGGACUCGAAGAGCAGGGCCUGUACAGAGUGGUCGGCGUCGCAUCGAAGGUGAACAAACUUCUGACGAUGGGACUCGACAAGCGAAAAAUGGACAAGCUCAAUCUGAACGACCGCUUCGAGUGGGAGAGUAAAACCAUUACCAGCGCGCUCAAGACUUACCUGAGAACGUUGCCGUUAAUGACUUACCGAUAUUACACCAGCUUCAUUACAGCUGCGAAACAGGAGACGAAGGAAGCUCGGAUAAACAGUAUACAUAGCCUCGUUUAUCGAUUGCCUAAGGCCAAUUUUAACAUCCUGAUGCGUCUUAUUACUCAUCUGUGCGGUGUGGCAAAGAAAAGUGACAAGAACCUGAUGACUGUGGGGAACCUGGCGGUGUGCUUCGGUCCGACUCUGUUGCGACCCGAGGAGGAAACGGUGGCUUCCAUAAUGGACAUCAAGUUCUACAACAUCGUCGUAGAGAUACUGAUCGAGAACUGCGAGAGAAUAACCGCCGGGCCGCCUCAGGAUUCUCUGCGCGCAGCAGCCGCGCAAUCGUCGUCGUCGUCGCAAGCUGCCGUCGUCGCGAGCAAAUCGCAGUGCGUUAAAACGGAGGAAGUCCCGACCUCCUCCUCGGGUAACGGCACGGCAUAUCUCAGAUAUCCCACGCACACGGCGGUGACGGUAACGCCCACGUCGUCACACACACAUCUUGUAACCAGAGCCUACUACGACGGCCAGCUUCUACCAGUUGUUAAUAAAUCGUCCACCAUGGACGAAAGGAAUAACGGGGACUACGAGGAUCUCGAUAGUACGAGUCACCGCAUACCGUCGUAUCUAGACGGGCGUGGUGGUGGCGGCCGCAUGAAAUUGACCAACGCGAAUCUCAUGUACCAUUCAGCCGACAAAGUCCUUAGCGGUGGCAAUACGAGCAGUUCCAGCGAAUCGAUCGCGUCGGAUCCUCAUCCGUUCACGAGCGAGCUACCGGUGAAACAGAAACGCGGCACCAUGAUGUCCGUGCACUACGCCACGGCUUACCCGCAACGCAGCAACUCGUCGUCGAUAUGCCCCGUCAACACGUCGCCCAGUAGCGGACGAUCGAGUCCCGGUCAGGUGCCAGGAAUCUGGCGAGUGCGAACCCUGUACGCGUGCUUGGCGGAAAACGACGGCGAGUUGUCGUUCGAACCAAAUCAAAUCAUCACAAAUGUCAAGGCCUCCUUGGAGCCAGGUUGGUUGGAGGGCACGUUAAACGGCAAAACGGGACUGGUACCGAAGAAUUAUGUCGAGCAGCUACCCUAAGUGUCACAAGAACACCAAAGAGUGCCUGAGAUAAACGUGGCCGUAUGUUUUGCUGCUACAAAGCACGCACGUUUCAGUCGAGUCGUUUUCUUGGCUUCAUCAUCGGAAACAGGGAUUUCACGAGAGGUAUGCAACGUGAUAGACGAACGACGCUCGCGUUUUAUACGUGACUAUUGUAUCAGUUUUUCUUUGGCUACAUGCUGCUUAGUCAAUUAUAUAUAUAUAUAUACAUACACACUCGUAUGAGCGUUAUUUAUUAGAAGCCAUUUUACUCCUUGUAUAUCGAGAGAGAGAAAUUGUAUAUAUAUAAUUGUAUAAUUGUAUAAUCGCUUAUAAAUAUAUAUAGGAAAGAAGUGAGAUGUAUAUGUGCAGAAGGAUCAUAUAGAAUUAAUAUAUAUAUAUAUCUGAUGCAUUUGAAUACAUUUAUACAAAGUGACAUUUCCGAUAUAUAUAUAUACACACACGCACACAUGCACGCACGUCGUUUGUAGAGGAUUUGUAGGGGAGGAGAAAAGGCAAUAACCAUUCGUUUAUACUAUUGUAUUAUAAUAAAAUAUAUAUAUAUAUAAUACGAUA
Messenger RNA from Ooceraea biroi (clonal raider ant), 3635 nucleotides. It is a transcript of the gene Graf, whose product is annotated as GTPase regulator associated with FAK. Lineage: Eukaryota; Metazoa; Arthropoda; Insecta; Hymenoptera; Formicidae. Gene Ontology annotation, cellular component: cytoplasm. Gene Ontology annotation, biological process: signal transduction. The record is from RefSeq and is a predicted model, not a curated record. Gene Ontology annotation, molecular function: protein binding; GTPase activator activity.